This is a messenger RNA of Arachis ipaensis, 1874 nucleotides long. RefSeq names its product putative disease resistance protein RGA3. The record is from RefSeq and is a predicted model, not a curated record. NCBI's taxonomy places the organism in Eukaryota, Viridiplantae, Streptophyta, Magnoliopsida, Fabales, Fabaceae. Gene Ontology annotation, molecular function: ADP binding.
UUAGAGUUGGUUGAAGAUAGAGUGAGAAUGGAAAGUGUUCUGUUUCAAACAGGCAUAGUCUCUGCUUCUUUGCAGGUUAUCCUUGACAGAUUCACAAGCUUUGCUCAUAAAGAGCUUUCUCUUCUCUUUGGUUUUGACAACAACGACCUCAACAAGCUUGAAAGGACACUCUUCAAGGUUCAGUCUCUUGUUGACAAUGUUAGAGCCAUUAAUCACUCAUCUUCUUGUUCUUCUCAUAAUAAGGCCCAACACCUUUGGCUCAGGGACACUCAGAAUGCCUUGCAUGAAGCUGAGGACUUUCUAGAUGAACUUGCCUUGGAAAUCUCAAAACUUGCUUCUGCUGAUGUCAACGUUGACUUCACCAACAAGGAUCAGGUCAGGAACUUGGUCUUUUCUAAGUUUAAGUUUAGUAUUCCCUCUCAGAUGGUUAAGAUGCAGAAUAAACUACAAGAGUUAGCUAGGGAAAUGGAUGGUUCCUAUGUAGAUGAAUUGCACAAAUUGGGUAUGCCUUGUUCUACUGUAGGGAAUUUUCAAACUAGUUCGUUAUUGGAUGAGUCAGUUGUGAUUGGAAGAGAGAGUGAUAAGAGAGAAGUUAUAAAAUUGUUGUUGGAUGAGGAAAUGGGGGGAAGGUCGAAUCUUUCAGUGAUUGCGAUUGUGGGCAUGGGGGGUGUGGGAAAAACUACUCUUGCUCAACUUGUCUACAAUAAUGUUGAUGUGGAUAGCAACUUUGAUUUGAAAAUUUGGGUAUCUGUUUCUGUUGAGUAUAACAUGGAAAGAGUCACAAGGUCAAUUGUUGAGUGUGCUUGUAGGAAAAAGGUGAAGUUGUCUGCUUUAGAACCAAUUCAAAUGAGACUUGAAGAAAUACUUAACGGAAAGAAGUUUUUAAUAGUAUUAGAUGGCUUCUGGGAUGAGGAUGAACAUAAUUGGGAUGUGUUGUGCUUGCCAUUGAGAGUUGCUGCUCGAGGGAGUAGAGUACUAGUGACGACUCGAAGCAUGCUUGUUUCUAGAAUUGUUGCCACUGCUUCUCCUUACCAGUACCAUUUGCAGACUUUGUCUGAUGAAGAUUGUUGGGAAUUGCUUAAACAAAGAGCAUUCUCAAACAUGAGACAUGAUACUAACAAACAAUUAGAAUUGAGGGAAACUGGCUUCAAGAUUGCACAAAAAUGUGAUGGGCUACCACUGGCAGCUAGAGUUCUCGGAAGCACCCUACGCUUUAGAUCCGAUGAAAUGGAGUGGGAUGACAUCCUGAAAAGCAACACAUGGGACAUUCCAGAGAAUCGAAGUCAAGUAAUUCCAGCAUUGAAACUGAGUUAUGAUCUUUUGGAUGCUUGCUUGAAAAGGUGUUUUGCCUAUUGCUCUAUUUUUCCUGCAAGUUUUGAAUUCAAGAAGGAUGAUUUGGUCCAAUUGUGGGUGUCAGAAGGCUUUGUUCAACCAAGAGGAACAAGAAGAGCUGAAGACAUUGGCAAACAGUAUUUUGAUAUAUUAUUUCAAAGGUCCUUCUUUCAAUGUUCACACCAAGAUCUUCAAAAUCAGCCAGUGUAUAAAAUGCACAAGCUCAUUCAUGACCUUGCUCAGUUUGUUUCUGAUGAAGCUUGUCUUAGAAUGGAGGAUGGCAAGUCAUUGCCAUGGGGUGAUUUGAGAUGUGUCAGACAUUCAUCUUUGGUAUGUAAAGACAUUAAGGUAGAAAGUCUGAAGGCUUUCCUUAAGUGUGGUCGUCUGAGAACUUUCAUUCUGUUGUCUCAAGGUGUGUGCCAAAUGGAUCAAAUCCCUUAUGAGUUUUUUUCUGAAUCUCAGAUACAUAAGGGUGCUGAAUUUGAGCUUUUCCAAUAUUAGUGAGCUGCCUAACUCAAUUGGAACUUUGAAACACCUCCGAC